Molecule: messenger RNA, 1709 nt
Organism: Saccostrea cuccullata (small rock oyster)
Lineage: Eukaryota; Metazoa; Mollusca; Bivalvia; Ostreida; Ostreidae
Exons: 13
Coding region: 83-1330 (415 amino acids)
Source: RefSeq, a predicted model, not a curated record
UGUUUCCGUUAAUGUUCGCAUAUAAAAUUCCUGCAUAAGGAGUUUUUAGCAAGAAAAUUUAAUAUUACCUUGUAAUAGAAAAAUGUUCAAAACACCAGUAAAAAUCAUGCUUAUUUUGGAAAGUUUGAGCAUGUCUGCGAUGACCUUUCCAUAUAUGUGUGCAGAUUGUACCGUUGGUGUCACAUUUCCAAGAUGUAAAAAAUGCAUAGCAUUCAAAUCCGAAAAAGGGUCACUUACCUUUCAAUGUAAACGUGGGUUCUUCGAUUUUUUGAAACAGGAGAUCAUAUUUACUGCUUUAUGCUACAUUUGUAAAAAAAAUAAGACAGAGUUCUCCUGCCAGAAAUGUACGACAUUUGCUGAAAUAAAACAUUGUAAUCUUCAACACACGAAUUUAUAUCCAUCAACUGUACGUUCAAACACAAUACGCCUGGACAACUUUAAUGAAACUGCUAUUGACAAUUCGUCUUCAAAAGAAUGUGAGCCCUGCCCUGAAUGCAAUCCUACAUGUACAACUAUCGCGGUGAAAGAAUCUACAGAGGAGGUAACGCCCGAAAUUCGAAGUCCCUCUACAUUUGAAUGUGAGCCCUGCCCUGACAGCAAUACUAUGAAUCUCGUGGCGAAAGAAUGUACAGAAGAGGUAACGCCCGAAACUCAAAGUCCCUCAACAUUUGAGAGUAGUGCUUCUUGUCCAGGAUGUGCUCCCAUAGACGACGAAUAUGUGACUGCGAAAGGAAAUAUAGAUGAAGCAACAUCCAGAACUCAUGAACAAAGCCCUUCUAGUUUCGAAUGUGCGUCGUGUCCAGAAUGCAGUCCUAUGUCUACUGAAGGGAAGACACUUGCAGACGAGGGAACUUUCAACCCUAAUAUACAUACAAGCUCUGUAUGUACUGUAGGAGAUCUCCUCGGAUAUAUCGUUGUUGCCGUAGUUGGUGGAGCGCUCUUUGGGACAUUUAUCACAGCAUUUGUUUUUAUUGUUCUUCGACGAAGAACAGCAAGACAGAAAGGAGAACCAACAUCCGAUGCACUCCAGAGUCUAAUAGAAAGUAAUAUUAAUCGCCAGGCAGUCCAAGAUCACAGUAACGAAAGUAGACGAGCCAGCCUCAACACUAAUAAUAAAAUGGCAAAAGGCCCUGAAGAAACCACUGAAUUUAUAGCAGAAGAAGACGGGGUGUACAACCAUUUGAAUGAAUCAGAGACCGUUGACAGAGAUGAGUACUAUGACCAUGCUAGAGCAAGUGCUCCCGUUCAGUCUGAAAACAACAAUGAUGAUUAUGAUCAUGCAGGGCCUUCAUUUCUCACAGUUUCAACAAUCGAUGAUUAUGCCACCUGAAAACAAAGGAAAUAAUACAUGUACAUUAAAUAUAUGAUUUGAGUAAGAUUGUAAAGGAAUAUUCUUUGAAUUAGUGAAAAAUAUGUGAUGUACAGAUUUUCUCACCAGAGCUUCUUUUUAUUGUUUUAUACUGUUUGUCAUUGAAAAUUAUUUCCAAACCUACAUGCACUUGAAUGAAAAUAAAGUCUGUUAAGAUUGUUAUUUAAAAUUUCAUUAUUGAUAUGUUUUACAAUGAUCUCAAAUAAAUAUAGAAAAUCCUUAUAAGUUUUGAAUUAAAUGUAAGAGAACUUUUCAUUAUUUUAAUAAAUUUCAACUUCUUGUGAAUUUGCGUCAGCGCGUUAUGAAAAUUUGUUUGCACACACCGUUGCAGUCAUGAGAC